GCGCUGCAGCAAUCGUUCGACGAGGCUGAGGUUGGUUCUACAGAAGAGCUAUCGGAGGCCCCACCCACCUCCACGCGGUACCUCAGCACUGUUGAUAUUGAAAGCAUGGGAGUGUACUUCGAAUGCCAGGGGAAUGGCACGGCUACUUGUGCAAUACAUGCUAUCAACAACCUGGCUCAGAAGAAUACCGUCUCGCUCACGCAUCUCCAAGCGGCCGAGUCGCGAGUGGCUCUACUCCAGCGGGGUGGUAGCUUCCUGGCCCCAUCGGGCAUUUCCGUGCCUUCAGCCAAGGGUGGUGACGGUGCUCGUACCGGCUGGUUCGACAUUGAAGCGCUGAAGUUGGCAUCAGAAAAGCACGCGGGGCACAUGGUUAUCGAGACAGAACCAACACCGGACUUUGCUCGCUCCGCUGGUCAGAAGUUCGUCACGGCAGCCAACGAGGAGAGCGAUGGUAGUUGGUUUCGAGGCUUCCUAGUGUACGAGUGCAUCCCUGGCCGGGCGAUGCACUACUGGUCCCUCCUACGUCUACCGACCGGCGGGGGAUGGCUCAAACUGGACUCGCUCCAUCGCGACUCUGACAAGAGCCUUGGGCAUCGAUGUGAGUUCAUUGCGACCGAUGAGGAACUAGCUGAGCUGUAUAAUAGCAAUAAGGACUACUUCAAGAGCUGGCUCAUGCGAUGGUACCCUGUGGUGGAUAAGAUGAAGGCCCGAGAAGGUCUGAAGGGCCUAUUGACGGAGGGUGAUGUCUCUGAAGAGGACUGCCCGAGGGAGGCUACUCUGAAUGCUGUUCUUCGUGAUAAUCAUUGGAUACCAUCGGCGGCCGCUCACACCCUUCUGGUAGACUCCGUCGAACAGGUCGCUCAUAUGUCCCAAGCACUGUGUUUAGUGGUAACGUCUUCAGUGGCAGUCAAAGUACUCAGAACCACUGGUUGGGAUUGGGACCGAGCUGUCGCCCAGCUGAAUGGUGUAUUGGAAGAGCGGCGGCCAGAUGGUACGAUGGACCAGGCUGAGCUCAAACAGCUGGCGCAGAGGUGUCUGGCUACAUCCAAGUGGGAUGUCCAUACAGCCUCGAUAGUCAUGCACAUUGUGAACAGCUACGCUUGCGCCCCCGCUGCUGCUGCUGCUGACGAUGACCUCCAACUCAUCGUUGGUUGUGUGAAUUCAUGUGAAAGAGACCUCGAAAAGUCGCAGUUGGCGUAUAAGCUGCUACGAGUUUGUAGCGGCCUGCAAGAAAG
This is a messenger RNA of Perkinsus marinus ATCC 50983, 1235 nucleotides long. RefSeq lists its product as hypothetical. The record is from RefSeq and is a predicted model, not a curated record. The annotation marks the transcript as partial. NCBI's taxonomy places the organism in Eukaryota, Perkinsozoa, Perkinsida, Perkinsidae. The transcript is spliced from 11 exons.